Molecule: messenger RNA, 279 nt
Organism: Prunus armeniaca (apricot)
Lineage: Eukaryota; Viridiplantae; Streptophyta; Magnoliopsida; Rosales; Rosaceae
Source: the annotation of a GenBank genome assembly
AUGAAGGUCUUGGGAGAUAAAUCGCCCCUUCGGAGGGUCCAGGGUUUGGAUUCGGCGCUGGAAUCAGAUGAUGAGUACGUCCCCACCAGGGGCACCGAAUCAAGUUACCGUUCGGAAGCUCCCCCGGAGUAUUCGAAGGCAAGACCACCAAGUCCGAGGAGAACUUCCGAAGACUUCAGUUCCGAGGACGUCCCCAGCCGAGACCCCGCUAUCCGCCUACUUUUCCAAAGAAUCCAGAAGAUGGAGGAUGACCGAACCCGGUCCCAGGUCCCUGACUAG